Molecule: messenger RNA, 1487 nt
Organism: Quercus lobata
Lineage: Eukaryota; Viridiplantae; Streptophyta; Magnoliopsida; Fagales; Fagaceae
Exons: 2
Coding region: 417-965 (182 amino acids)
Source: RefSeq, a predicted model, not a curated record
UUUAAGAAGAUGGAUGAACAAAAUGACAUCCACAUAGCCAUUGCAAAGUUAUACAAGGUUUCCGAAAAGUAUGAGAAGUUGUAUAGGUUGGCCACCAAGAAGUUUAGUGAUGUGAAGCUUAAGCGAGAGAAAUCUCUACAAAAUUUGAUAAAGCCAAUCAAACUAUUAGAGCACUGAGAUUUAAGAAUAAUUUCUUGGCUGAGAAGACUAAGAAGCUUGAGGUAGAGGGCAAUAUGGUGACUCGAAGGACAAUGAAGAUGGAAAGGUUCAUCCCCAAUGCACGCCUAUCAACCUAACAGCAACAGGCCCUAGGUAGAGAACAACAUCCUCCAAUCACCUGAACCCGGAAAAGGCAGCGCACUGCAGACCCUCCUCGAGUACAAGAAAAAGUCCCUACGAGGACUCCCCUGGUCACCAUGACUGGCGGUGUGGUUAUUCAGGAGCCCUUUGGCAGAGCUCACCCUACCCGGCAACUCGAAUCCAACGUGGCGUCUUCCUCCACACACCCGACAGUAGGAUGGCAAACCAUUUUUAGGCUUGGGAACGAGCCUUUCCCCAUGACUGCCAGUGUGAGAACUUGGGCUCAGGGUAAGGGUGCUCGAGUUACUAGAAGCUUGGGCUAUGGCCUACAACUUUCGGAAGACGUGCACUUGUUCUCGGGUGGUGUAGAUGAAUCCUUGUCCUCCUGGCUUCAGUGGCACACUAUAGCAAUAGCACAACUGGCUUACAUGAUAGAGAAUCGGCUAAAAGAGGCUGUCGAGGUUGCUAACCGAAAGCGAGCUUUGAAAGAUGUUGCAGUGGCCACGGCAAAGGACAAGGGUAAGGCGGCCGAGGAUGCUGAAAAAAGAGCGAGGGAAGCUGAGAAGGCCCAGGCGUUGGUCGAGCAGAGCCUAACAGAGGCAGGUGAGAAACUGAGGGAGAUGGAGCUUAAGUUGGCCGAGACGGAGAGCCUAAGUCUGGCAUAGGCCACCGAGAUAACAGAGCUAAAGGAAGCCCUUACAGCGGCUGAGGACAAAUGGUACAAUGCAAGCUUCACAGAUGCUGAAAAUUCCGUGGAGCCCAUCAUCUACCAUUCGCAGCGUCAUGGGUUCAGUGAAGGGUGGGUGGCUUCUUUACAAGCGAUGGGGGUGCUAGAUGAUUCAUUAUUGAGAAACCCCAAGCAAAUACCUUAACCUGAGCCUCCUCCCCCCACAGUUCAAAAUCUUACAAACGCUGAGAAAGAAGGAGACACCCCUAGCAUGAGGGUGCUGGUGGAGGCAAUUGAUUCUCACGUGGAGUUAGUUGAUCUCAAGAUUACUAGUAACCCUGAUGCCCUACUGCACAACACCCCAUCCUUAACUCCAAAUCCUGCCCCUCAACCCACCGAAGAUGCCCAAGCCGAGCAAGGUGUUGACACAUUUUCCCCACCAACCUGAUGAUCCUGCCAUUUAAAAGAUUUUACUUAUUCCUUUGUCUAUUUUUAUGGUCAUUUCGUUUGAUUCGCAUAU